Messenger RNA from Neoarius graeffei (lesser salmon catfish), 2261 nucleotides. RefSeq names its product F-box protein 2 (gene fbxo2). The coding region runs from base 123 to 656 and encodes 177 amino acids. NCBI's taxonomy places the organism in Eukaryota, Metazoa, Chordata, Actinopteri, Siluriformes, Ariidae. The record is from RefSeq and is a predicted model, not a curated record. Gene Ontology annotation, cellular component: SCF ubiquitin ligase complex; cytoplasm. Gene Ontology annotation, molecular function: ubiquitin protein ligase activity. Gene Ontology annotation, biological process: glycoprotein catabolic process; SCF-dependent proteasomal ubiquitin-dependent protein catabolic process. The transcript has 6 exons.
UGUGUGUAUGUGUGUGUGAAGUCAUACACACUGGAGGACAGUUGCUGAGUCAGUGUGUGAGAAAGCUCUUCAUCUGUUCUCUCCUCUCUGUUUGUGACACGGAGAUAGUAAUUGAUACAAAAAUGGCAAGAAAUCUUCUCAAAAACCCAAGCGGAGAAGCAGACGGGAUGGACUUCUGGGACGUGACGGAGAACGGUGGAAAGGGGUGGUUUUUGGAGGACAUGCCCGGAGACUGUGGACAUGAAUUCUCUGAUGAGACUGUAACCAAAUACUUCUGCACCUCCUUUGAACUGUGUCUUAAGAAUCAGAUGAUUGAUCUCGUGGCAGAAGGUUACGCUCCUGAUGACCUGGACAAUCAGCCAGCUGUCACAGUUCAGGACUGGUACUGCAGCCGAACAGACUGCGGCUGUAUGUACCAGCUCGCCGUCUCUCUCCUGGAUGAGAAUAAGGAGGUGUUGCAGGAGUGGAGGCCCGAGAACGUGACUCUUGACCCGGACACUGACGACUGCUCAUGGAGGCAGGUGACCCAUACGUUUUACGAUUACGGCCCGGGGUUGCGCUUCAUCUCUUUUGAGCACGGUGGAAAGGACAAUAAAUACUGGGACGGCUGGUACGGAGUGAGAGUCACCGGGAGCUCCGUCACUGUGGACCUCUGAAAGAGUGUCACACAGAUCCAAUAACAGUCUAACGAUGAUCUCGAGCAGUGGUUCUCAAAGUGGGGGCAGUCCAGGGCCUGAGUGUAAACCUCAGGUUUCUACACGAUACGAUAUAAUAUGAUACGAUUUCCAUUCUCAAGGCAAUAAUUCGAUAUUUAAAUUUGACGACGUUACUAAAUCUGCCACGAUCUGAUCUCAUACGAUUCUACCUUCCUGAGAUCAGACUACACAAAUUCAGCCUGGAUUUGACACCAUUUUGUCGUGGCUGACAAAUUUCCAGCAUCAGGCCCCAAUAUGAAGAUUAAGAAUGACACACGGUCCUUGUAGUGUGAGAUAAUCGAAAAACAGCGAUGUUCCUUCCUUCUGUAGCUAUGAUUGACAUUUCCUUGACCCUCCUCCUCCCUGACAACACACAAACACGUGAAUGAUGAUUGGUCAGGUGUCAAACUUGUAUCGUUUCCAGCCUCCUGUGACCAAACACGGCAAGAACCGAUGGCACUAUGAUUGACAAAAGACAAAAACAUCAUGUCGUCUGAUCCUCGCAUAUGACGCAGUAUCCUGUGAUUAAUACACGACCAACCUUUGUUCAGAAUCUGGUGUAGCUCUGCUGCUAAUUAAUCAAUGAUCGUGGCGUAAAGAAGAAAUGUUUUAAAAGUAUCAAAGUUAAAAUAACCUGUUAAAUUAUUUACAUAUCAGUUUAGAAAUAAUUCCUCUUUUUUUAAAGAUUUAUGAUCAUUGAACCUUUUCCAUUGAUCCAAAUUGUCUGAUCAUUGCACCAACGCCUCGAAGCGUGGGCUGGGAUAGUCUGUGAUUUUUAUUUAUUGAUUUAUUUCUUAAAUAAAAUUUUUAAUAGGUAAUAUAACACUUUAAUAAACCCAGGUGGGAAAUUCCAGUGUUUCAGGAGCAGAAAGAGACACAAAAAACAAUUAACAUUGAAUUCCAGUGCAGCCAUGGCGUAAAGGUUAGAGAAGCAGCUUUGACACCAAAAGGUUGCUGGUUCGAGUCUCUGGACCAGCAGGAUAGUGUGUAGGUAGGGGAAGUGAAUGAAAAUCACCUCCAUCUACAUCAAGGCUGCUUCUUCUUCUAAACUAUGCAAAAUGAGAUGUGAUAAAGCAAACUAAAUAUGACGCUCACAAAUAAUUUUAAAAAGUCCAAUAAUCAUCCAAAAUUAAACCUGUGAUAAAGUGGUGCGGCUUGGCUGCAAGAAUUUUGAGAACCGCUGCUCUAGAGGUCAUUCAGGAACAUUUGUGAGUUGCUUACUGUGCUUUUAGCCUUACACACACACACACACACACACACACACAGGACCAGGCUUUUACAUGAAGGUUAAUCCUGUAUAGUGUGAAAUGUAAACGCAUGAUGCUUUGUAGAGACUGAGACUGAGAAAAUGCCUUACUCGUAUUACUGCUGUAUGUGUGUACUGUAUCUACUCACAGCUACCUCUACUCAUACAGACAACAGUCCAAUAAUAAUAAUAAUAAUAAUAAUGCACUUUCUGCUAACACACACUACUCAGAGCUUCUACAUAAACAUCCACUCCAUCUGUUUCUGACUACUAAAGUAAAUAGGAAUAAAAUAAAAACGUACGAUACGUUUCCUGUGAAA